Molecule: messenger RNA, 1443 nt
Organism: Penicillium macrosclerotiorum
Lineage: Eukaryota; Fungi; Ascomycota; Eurotiomycetes; Eurotiales; Aspergillaceae
Exons: 5
Coding region: 1-1443 (480 amino acids)
Molecular function (GO): aldehyde dehydrogenase (NAD+) activity
Source: RefSeq, a predicted model, not a curated record
AUGGCUCUGUCCACUACGAUCAAGACCCCCAAUGUCUCUUAUGAGCAGCCUCUGGGCCUGUUCAUCAACAACGAGUUCGUCAAGGGUGUCGAGGGCAAGACCUUCGAGACCAUCAACCCCACCGACGAGAAGGUGAUCGUCGCCGUCCAUGAGGCCACCGAGAAGGAUGUCGACAUCGCUGUCAAGGCCGCCCGCGCAGCCUUCGAGGGUCUCGCCGAUCUGUUCGAGCGGGAUAUGGAGAUCCUCGCCUCCAUUGAGGCUCUCGACAACGGCAAGGCCGUCACCAUGGCCAAGGUCGACGUCGCCAACGCCGCCGGCUGCCUCCGUUACUACGGUGGCUGGGCCGACAAGAUCACCGGCCAGACCAUCGACACCAACACCGAGACCCUCAUUUACACCCGUCACGAGCCCGUCGGCGUCUGUGGCCAGAUCAUUCCCUGGAACUUCCCCAUUCUGAUGUGGGCCUGGAAGAUUGGCCCGGCCAUCGCUGCCGGUAACACCAUCGUCAUGAAGACCGCCGAGCAGACCCCGCUCUCGGCUCUUUAUGCCUCCAAACUCAUUGUCGAGGCCGGCUUCCCUGCCGGUGUCAUCAACGUCAUCUCCGGCUUCGGUCGUGUCGCCGGUGCCGCCAUCUCCAGCCACAUGGACAUCGAUAAGGUCGCCUUCACUGGUUCCACCCUGGUCGGCCGGACCAUCCUGCAGGCCGCAGCCAAGAGUAACCUGAAGAAGGUCACCCUCGAGUUGGGUGGCAAGUCCCCGAACAUUGUCUUCGACGACGCCGAUAUUGAUAACGCCAUCUCCUGGUCCAACUUCGGUAUCUUCUUCAACCACGGCCAGUGCUGCUGCGCCGGUUCCCGCCUGCUGGUCCAGGAGGGCAUCUACGACAAGUUCAUUGCCCGCUUCAAGGAGCGUGCGGCCAAGAACCAGCUGGGCAACCCCUUCGCUCAGGAUACCUUCCAGGGUCCCCAGGUCUCCCAGCUCCAGUUUGAUCGGAUCAUGGAGUACAUUGACCACGGUAAGAAGGAGGGCGCCACCGUCGCGCUGGGUGGUGAGCGCCACGGUACCGAGGGCUACUUCAUCCAGCCCACCAUCUUCACCGAUGUCACUCCCGACAUGAAGAUUGCCCAGGAGGAGAUCUUUGGUCCCGUCAUUGCCGUCACCAAGUUCAAGGAUGAGGCUGAGGCCAUCAAGAUUGGCAACAGCACCAGCUACGGUCUUGCUGCUGCCGUUCACACCACGAACGUCAACACCGCCAUCCGCGUGUCCAACGCCCUCAAGGCUGGUACUGUCUGGAUCAACACCUACAACCUGCUCUCCUACCAGGCUCCCUUCGGUGGCUUCAAGGAGUCCGGUCUCGGCCGUGAGCUUGGAUCCUAUGCCCUGGAGAACUACACCCAGGUCAAGACUGUGCACUACCGCCUGGGCGAUGCUCUGUUCGCGUAA